GCAAUCGAGCACCUCAGGUCCUCUCUUUGUCCUCGACCACCAAUACCACCACCUCUACCACCGCAGAACUUGCUGCCAUGCCCGAACCAUAUAACAACUGGCCCAAUGAUGCUGGCUUCGACCUCGACGUCACCGAUGACCAGCGCGAACCCGUCGAAGCAAAGAUCACAGGCACGAUUCCUCCCUAUGUUGCCGGUGUCCUCUACCGCACCGGACCUGGUGGUUACCGUGUCCCCACCGACAAGGGCACAACCUUCGAGUUAGACCACUGGUUCGAUGGCUUCACCCAGAAUCACCGUUUCGAGAUCAUCCCCGCCACCUCCACCUCCCCCGCCCGCGUGCUCUACAACUCUCGCAUGGCGACCGAUCCACUCAUUCAGAAGAUCCGGCGCGAGGGAAAGAUGGAUGCGUACAGCUUCGCGAACAAGCGCGAUCCCUGCACAGGCUUCUUCAGGAAAGUCAUGUCCGUCUUCUUCCCUCCCACGAGCAACUACGACGAGAAGAACACCGGCGUCACUUUCUCAGUGAACCCGCCCGGCAUGCACGACACCGUCGGCGUGAGCCCCAAGCACAAGGAAAAGGACGGGCACGGCAUCGCGCGCCUGUGGACCAAGACCGACGCGCAGCACUUCCUCGAGAUCGACUCUCAAACCCUUGAGCCCAUCGGCUACGCCGACCAGGACGUGUUGCACCCCGACCUCAAAGGCCCGCACUCGGCCGCGCACGCGAAGAGCGACCCUGUCACCGGCGACGUGUUCAACUACAACCUCGACACGGGCAAGGUCGCCACGUACCGCGUCUUCCGCGUCAACGCUUCAUCAGGCACAACCGACAUUAUCGCGACAAUCACGGACGCGCCGCCCGCGUACCUCCACAGCUCGCUGCUCACCGAGAACUUCUACAUCCUCUGCGUGUGGAACAGCGAGCUCGCGUGGGGCGGUGCCAAGAUGCUCUGGGACCGCAAUGUGCUCGACGUUAUUCAGCCAGAUGAGAAGCGCGGCGCGACGUGGUACGUCGUCGACCGGCGCCACGGCAAGGGCGUCGUCGCCAAGUUCCACAGCGGACCGUUCUUCUCGUUCCACCCAUUCAACGCGUGGGAGGAGCCCUCGAAGACAAAGGCGGGAGAGGUCGACAUCGUCGCGGACCUCCCUAUAUACCCGAACACGGACAUCCUCAAACGGCUGUACUACAACACGCUCAAAUCCACAUCGCCAGACGCGCUCAAGUGGACCGGCGCCGCACGCGAAGGCACCCUCGCGCUCCUCCGCCGCUACCGCCUCCCGUCCGUGCCCGUCGUCUCCCCCGCGUUCGACUCUCCAUCUACCGAGGCGCUCAGCGCAGGCACGCAGGAGGCGAUCGUGGAGUGGACAGCACCCAGCGACAAGUCGUGCGACCUCCCGACACUGAAUCCGCGGUACGUUUGCAAGCCCGCGCGGUACGUGUACGGCGUGAACGACCGGGGCCAGUCUACGUUCUACGACGGGCUCGUCAAGUUCGACACGCACACCCAGGAAGCGGUGUAUUGGUCCGCGCAGGCGCAGUCUGCGGGCGAGGCGGUGUUUGUGCCCAACCCGGACGGGACGGAGGAGGACGACGGGGCGUUGUUGACGGUGGUGUUGGAUGGGUUUACGGGGAAGAGUUAUCUUGCGGUGUUGGAUGCGCGGGAUAUGACGGAGGUGGCAAGAGCGAGUCUUGAGACGGCGGUGGGCUUUGGGUUCCAUGGCGCGUAUGUUGCUGGGAAGACAGGAACCGCGGUGGAUAUCUAGUAGGGUUGUACUGUUGCGAUUUUUCUUGUUCCCUUGCCCUCAUGUUCUUGUGCGCGGUUGAUAUCACUUGGAGGGUGUUGUACGCUAUUUACGCUCAUGUUUAGUCACUCAUGUUUUCUCCACUCAUUUGCUUUUGACAUACGACUUACACAAUGCAUCUUUUC
Molecule: messenger RNA, 1930 nt
Organism: Coniophora puteana RWD-64-598 SS2
Lineage: Eukaryota; Fungi; Basidiomycota; Agaricomycetes; Boletales; Coniophoraceae
Product: carotenoid cleavage dioxygenase
Exons: 2
Coding region: 78-1766 (562 amino acids)
Biological process (GO): carotene catabolic process
Molecular function (GO): carotenoid dioxygenase activity
Source: RefSeq, a predicted model, not a curated record